Messenger RNA from Daphnia magna, 2709 nucleotides. Its product is annotated as nucleolar MIF4G domain-containing protein 1. NCBI's taxonomy places the organism in Eukaryota, Metazoa, Arthropoda, Branchiopoda, Diplostraca, Daphniidae. Bases 172 to 2685 code for a protein of 837 amino acids. The record is from RefSeq and is a predicted model, not a curated record. Gene Ontology annotation, cellular component: nucleolus. Gene Ontology annotation, molecular function: protein binding; RNA binding. The transcript is spliced from 5 exons. Gene Ontology annotation, biological process: ribosomal small subunit biogenesis.
UCAUGACCCGGGCCACAGCCCUAGUAACGCCUACCCGUCAUAGGAGGUAUUCAAGUUUACAGGCCUUAACCAUUAAGUAGGCUUUGGUAAAGAAUAUGCUGUCAUGCAGACGACUUGAAUCUCAUCUGGUUAGUGAAUAGUUAUCCAAAUAUUGCAAUAAGACUUUGUAUUAUGGCUCCACGUGAACUCAGGAAAGCUGUUACAGCGGAAUCUAAAACGAAUAGCGGUGUGUCAAAAAUUGUCGGGCAGAGAUUAGGCCAGGGUAAAUUGGUCACAAGAAAAAUGCUCCGCAAAAAUCUCCGAAAAAUAAAAAAACAGAGGAAACAAGGUCACAAGUACUUAACUGACAUCCAAGAUGAUAACCUUGAUCAUAGACCUAAAGAAGACAGCAUAAGAGAAAAUUUUGAGAUUCAUGAACAAGAUACACUAUUCCAAGCUAGAGGUUCAGCCAAAAUUUCAGUUACUAAGGGUAAAUAUGGGGGAAAUAAGAAGAAAAAAGAAAAAGCUGACCAAGAAAAAAUAAAGCAGCGAACAAAACAGCUAAAAAUAGCCAACAAACUGGAAGACAAAAAUAUAAAGAAAAUAGAAAAGCAGUUGAAACUGCACAAGCGGAAGUCUAAGGGUGUUCCCAAAUCCUUUAUAGAUGACGGGCUAGAUUUUCUUCUUGAAAUCUGUGACCCAGAAUCCAGGAGUAAGUUAGCCAAAGAAGAAUUUGAUUUUGCAGAUAAUGAUGCAGGGUUUGAAGAAGAUUUGGCCUCGUUUAAUGCAAAGAGUGAAGGCAAGACAAUUAAAAAAGAUUUAUGUCAAAAUCUAAAUGUAAAAAAGUCGUUUACAACAAAAAACGUCACAUCCAGGACGAAGACUAUGCUACAAGAAGAUUCUUCGUACUUUGAUGAAUCAGGCUCAAGUUGUGAAAUGGAUGAAGAGAUGGCAAAAUGUGACUCAAAUUGUGAAAUGGAUGAAGAGAUGGCAAAAUGUGACUCAAAUGAAAGCUGCAAUCAAUCAGAAAAUGAAGACAUCCAAGGGAUUUUAAGCAUCAGCGCAAGGGUUUCUAAUGACAGCGAAGAAGAGUACACAGAAGAUAUAUACGGCCGCUUACGGGACAAAAAAGGGAAUUUAAUAAAAAUUCAAACAGCAGAGGAACAGGCUAGUAAAUAUAUCCCUCCAGGAAAGCGAUUGGCUACUGUGAAUGAGUUUAACGCAGAAGCACACAAACUGAAACGCCAAAUGAAAGGCUUAUUUAACCGGCUUGCCGAAAGUAACUUACCAAGCAUCGUUUCUGCUGUAGAAAAACUAUAUCUCAACCAUUCGCGACAUAACAUGCAAGAGGCGAUAAAUACCCUUAUUAUCGAGUCAUUGGUCUGUCAGACUCUCUCUCCCGAACGCCUUAUAAUGGAACAUUGCGUUUUGAUCGCAGCACUUCAUGCAAAUGUAGGGACUGAAGUUGGCGCCCAGUUCUUAGAACUUGUUGUACGAAGAUUCGAUGCAGCUUAUAAAAGAAAUGCGGCCGAAACCAAAGAAUUGGACAAUUUGAUUUUAAUUGUGGCACACCUGUACAAUUUUGGACUUGUAACCGCUUCUCUUUUAAAAGAUAUCCUUCACAUGCUUGCUGAAAGAUUCGAGGAAAAAGACAUCGAAAUUAUUUUAAUUAUUUUGAGAGCAGUAGGGUUUGGCCUGAGAAAAGACGAUCCAGUAUCGCUGAAGGAAAUAAUUUUUACCCUACAAACAAAAGCUGGACAAGCAACCGAACAGCCAACUAGAAUUCGUUUUAUGCUUGAAAUCUUGUUGGCGAUCCGCAAUAAUAAUAUGACUAAAAUACCUAAUUUUGAUAUUAGUCAUACGGAACACCUGCGCAAAAUAUUACGUUCUGUAACGAAGAAAGGAGAUGCCUUGUGCAAACUGAAUAUAUCUUACUCUGAAUUGUUGGCCGCAACUAACAGAGGUAGGUGGUGGAUAGUAGGGUCCGCAUGGAUGGGACAAGGACCGAAUGCCACCACUCCGCUUGUCAAACCGGAAGUACAAAAUUCAGACGAACCACAAUACAGUGCCGAAUUGCUGGAAAUGGCGCGCAAGCAGAGAAUGAAUACUGAAGUCCGACGUAACAUAUUCUGUAUCCUUAUGACGGCAGAAGAUUUCGUUGAAGCUUUUGAUAGGAUAAUACGUCUUGGCUUGAAAAACCAACAGGAACGAGAAAUUGUGCACGUAGUCAUGGAUUGCUGUUUACAAGAAAAAAGCUUCAACCAAUACUAUGCUUAUUUGCUACAGAAGCUAUGUCAUUUCCACCGACGUUUUCAGAUUGCCUCGCAGUUUGCUGUGUGGGACCAUUUUAAAAAUCUUGCGUUACAGUCUGAAUUGCAAGUCAGUCAUUUGUCGAAAUUGGUGGUGCAUUUGACGGUGGAAGGUGCUCUUAGUCUUUCCGUGCUGAAAGUAAUUCAGUUCUCUGAGAUGGAUCGGGUAUUGGUCCGCUUUCUGCGUCAGGUUUUGUUAGGUAUACUCCUGCACCCGUCGGAGACUGCAGUAAAAUCAGCAUUUGGUUGUCUCGUUUCACCCAAACUAGGUCUUCUCAAAGAUGGAUUAAUUCUUUUUAUGCAUCAUUUUCUGAUGAAAAAUAUGGGGAAAAUGAGUGUGUCUGAUGGUGAAAAAUUGAGAAAUCGCAUUCAGAUAGUUCAAGAAGCCUUCAUAUGAACUAAAUAAACGAAUUGUAAUGCA